This is a messenger RNA of Durusdinium trenchii, 2373 nucleotides long. NCBI's taxonomy places the organism in Eukaryota, Dinophyceae, Suessiales, Symbiodiniaceae. The record is from the annotation of a GenBank genome assembly.
AUGGAACGAACUGGCGAGAUUGAAGUAGAUCCUCCUGAGCUUGUUACCAACAAGCACGGAACCAAGGUUGAGUGGGUUAGAGAACAAUGUCGGGGCAUUGAAGCUAGGGACGGCUGCAGGCUAGUGACAGCCAGUGAGGUGGGAAGUUCUACCAAGGCCAGUGCUGGACGCCUUUCACUUUCUCAUCACCAGACCGUUUUGCAAUGCUUGCUUGCUGAUUCACAUCUUCCUCCUUACUACAUGCAUUUCUACUUCAUAUUACCCAGCUCCUUGCUUGCAGACAAGGCCACCGAGCUUUUCAACGGCAGACUCCUACUGAAGAGUGUGGUGGAGUCAUUGCAACAUGACUUUGAUACCGAAGAGGGCAUGCUGACUGACCUUAUCCUGAUUUGGAGUACACAACGAAGAGAUGCUUUGUUGAAUCGAGACCAGGACUUCCUGGAUCUUCAGCAAGACAUUCAGAACCAUCUCUCUCACUUGCAAGGCAACAAAAGGAGCUGCAAGAACCUGACCUGGGCAGAUCCAAACUUUGCACCCAGCAAUGAUGCUGCUCUGAUUCAGCUUGAUAUGAAAAUCAAAGCUUCCUUUGGCCAUCGAAAUCAGUGUUUGUACACGAUUCGAAAGUAUGUAGACAGUUUGGAUCACAAAAUGAGUGGGCACUUGAAGUUGGCAAUGGCUGGUCCCCACUCUGUGGUGGAUGCCUCAUACGAUGAGUGUGAUGAGGGGACCAUGCGCCAUUUGCUGUUGAGCACACCUUUCUUGGCAGCCCUACUCAUAAUGGGUGUUGGCACAAUUCCAAGGGCACUGACUCCUUUCCUGUGCCUUGCCGGUAGCGUGCAAGCGUCUCGGUGCGCAAUAGUACUUCUCAAAAGCCUUUGGGAGGACCUGAACAUGGUGGGUCCAGACACCCAAUUCCUCUUUGUGCAGCUGGCCCUUUGCUUUGACUAUGCUCUCUUCUUUUGGGUGCGCUUCUCUCAGGAGAGACAGCAGAGACCCGGCAACAUCGAUGCGCAAAGCAUUUUGAUGAGGACCUUGCAAACAUCAGGGUUUGUUAUAUUCAUCAGCACUAUGGUUUUAGUAGUUGCUUUCCUGGGUGCAAGCUGCUAUCCGGACCUGAACAAGCUGGGGUAUCUUUAUGCUACCUUGAACCUGGCUCUGGGCACUCUUUUUGUCGGCUUUUACAGCCUAACGGUGCCCACAGUGCUGGCCUCCAUUUGGCCAAACCUUUUCGAUGAUCCUAAAGGUAGCUUUCUUCAGGACGGCCUUCAAGGAAUCUCACGCUUUGUCAAGGCAAGGGUUUUUCGCCCAGUGGGCUAUGUGGCAUCAUCAAAGCCUUUGAACUACCUGGCAACAGUCUUGGUCCUGGCAACCUUCGGACCUUUGAUCCUCAACAUGUUGCGAUUGGAGCCCAACUAUGACUACACGGAGACGGACUUUUCAACCAGUGUGCGCGAGUACGAUGCCUACAACAUGGUGAAUCGUAAAUUCGAUUUGCAAGACAUGCAUAAGAUGACUGUUUUCAUGGAAGCUUCCCCGGCUCUUCGAGACCACUUUUCAAAGUUGUCCAGUGAAAGCGGAGACCAAAUGGAUUUGACCUUUCACAAAGCUGCAUGCCUUGUUGCGCGGACCAUAUCCAUGGAUAAGGUCUGCAAGUCAAUGGGGAUUCCCGACAAGAUUUUGUCAAUCGACUGGGAUGCUGCAGACAAAUCCUGUUUGAAUUCAAUCCAACACAUCCCAGGGGAUGAACGGUACCGAGCGCGAAACCACACCAAAGAGCGCAUGUUCUUGUUUCCAGAAAUUGAUGAUUUGCAAGGCAAAGAUGUGCAGAAGCUGGUGAGGCACUUCUGGAGAACUAUUGAGCCUGAGGUGGCCAUCCGGAAUGGCGAGAGAAUGCUCUUCUCUGCAACGUUGUACACACCCGUUGCAGAAGAUAUGCUUCUGGAGCAGCAGUACAGGCAUGCUGCACCAUGGAUUGUGGGUGUUACCAUUUUCAUCGUUUGUUUCAUGGUCGGCUGGCUCUUCAAGUCAUACUUUGUUGCAGUGAAAAUGGUGUUCACAGUGGCCCUGCCAGUCUUUGCAGAGUAUGGCUUUGCCGUAGGCGGACUGAAGUGGACCAUGAUUUACUCCACAAGCGGAUUUCUCUUUGCCUUGGCUAUGGACUAUGACCUCUUUUUGUUUGCACGUGUCUAUGAGCGGAGGCUGCAAGGCUUUGACAAUGCCUCUGCAGUGCGAAUGGCCUUGGAGGAGACAGGACCACUCAUCAGUCUUGCUGGCACGAUCAUGGUGGUGAGCUUCUUCUUCGUCUUUCUCUCGACAGUCCCCGUAAUUGCUCAGAUCGGUACCUUUGCUGAGUGCUCAACACACUCCUUUUGA